Messenger RNA from Chroicocephalus ridibundus (black-headed gull), 3249 nucleotides. It is a transcript of the gene PRR5L, whose product is annotated as proline rich 5 like. Bases 730 to 1830 code for a protein of 366 amino acids. The transcript has 10 exons. Gene Ontology annotation, cellular component: TORC2 complex. The record is from RefSeq and is a predicted model, not a curated record. Gene Ontology annotation, biological process: TORC2 signaling. Lineage: Eukaryota; Metazoa; Chordata; Aves; Charadriiformes; Laridae.
UGUAAAAAUAAAGGCUGGCCGGCAGCCAGGAAGUGUAUAAUCCUGGCCGGUUGGUGGCAAAUUUCGCCAGAUCGCGGCGAAGAGGCAGCACGUCCGUCCGUCCGUCGGUCGGCCGGUCGGCGGCGGCGGAGCGGCGCGGAGUGGCGCGGAGGGGGCGCGCCCCUCGCCGCCCCCCGCUCCGCGGCCCGGCGGGGGUGAGUGCGGGAGGCGCUGCCGGGCGCCGGGCUCCGCUCGGAGAGGGCUGCGCGGCCGCGGGGGUUUCGGCGGCGGCCGGGCGCAUCUGCCCCUGCCCGCGGAGGCGCCGGGGCUGGCAGCGAUGCUGGCACCCGUAGGGCGACAUUGGCGGCGCGAAGGGGAUGUUUACCGGGGGGCGGCUUGCGGAAGGGAGCGGGCUGAGCCGGGUCCCUUCGCCCGGCAGUGCCUCCGAAGCGAAGCGCAGGCAUAAAACCUGGACAAGCAAGAUCAUCGUGAUUGAUUGACCUGUCACAUAGCGUGCAGAGUGCUGAGAGAUUCCCUCAGAAGGACUGCUUCUGUUCCUUCACCGCCUUGCGAUGCAUAUCCAUGUCACAACCUGAUGCUGUGAAGAACUGCUAGUCCAAGGCUGACUCUCCGUUUUUGCUGCAGUCUCAGUCCUUAGGUUUGAAGACUCGUUGACAUCACUGAGAUUGACUCUUGGACCUUCAAGAGAAGAGACUUUCUGACGGCCCUGCUCCAACUCCACCUGGCCCUAUGACUGGAGGGUUCACCGUAGCUCCGUUAUUUGCUCUCCAGAUCCACAAGAUGGGUUCGUUCAGAAGGCCCCGACCUCGCUUCAUGAGCUCCCCAGUCCUCAGUGACCUGCCGCGGUUCCAGGCAGCUCGGCAGGCCCUGCAGCUCAGCUCCAACUCUGCCUGGAACAGUGUUCAAACAGCAGUGAUAAAUGUGUUCAAAGGGGGAGGCUUGCAGAGCAAUGAACUUUACACCCUCAAUGAAAAUAUCAGACGGCUGCUGAAGAGUGAACUUGGAUCCUUCAUCACAGAUUACUUUCAGAACCAGCUCCUUGUGAAAGGCUUGCUGUUUCUAGAGGAGAAGGUUAAACUGUGUGAAGGUGAGGAUCGCAUUGAUGUCCUGGCUGAAAUCUGGGAUCACUAUUUUACAGAGACGCUUCCUACACUCCAGGCAAUAUUCUACCCAGUCCAGGGUCAGGAGUUGACUAUCCGUCAGAUUGCUCUUCUUGGCUUCAGAGACUUGGUCUUGCUAAAAGUAAAGUUGGAAGAAAUUCUUCCUCUGGUCCGGACAAAGCUCCCAGCUUCCAUUGUCCAGAUGCUGUUAAUUCUGCAGAGUGUCCAUGAGCCUACUGGCCCCAGUGAGGGAUACCUACAGCUGGAAGAACUGGUCAAGCAGGUGGUAUCACCGUACUUGGGUUUGUGUGAGGAUCACAGCUUCUCCGGUAGCACCUGCUUGCUUGAGAGAAGGUACUCCAGAUCCCGUCCUAAGACCGGUGUACUGAAUUAUUCAUCUCACGCGACGACGAGCCGGCAGCCCAGCGAGAUGGCCCUGACCCCACUGACAGAGCAGGAGGGUGAGGCUUACCUGGAGAAAUGUGGUAGCAUCCGUCGCCACACUGUUGCCAAUGCUCACUCAGAUAUUCAGCUCCUGGCAAUGGCCUCCAUGAUGCACACAGGGAUGGUGAUCGAGGAGUCAGACAGUACAGACAAAUGCCUCCUCCUGCAGCCCAGUUUUAGCCACAGGCAAUGCUCCAGUGAGCCCAGUAUUGCCGAUGGGCCAGAGGGAGUCACGGCAGCAAGUAGGCAGGACCCUGCAGAGCUGAACUGCACGUCGGUCAGCUAGAAGAAAUCUUGCUGAGGACAGGAGAACUGUAUGCACUAAGCUGGACAAAGUGUCAUGUCAUCCCUGCUGGUGAAAAAGAGAAAAAAUUGAGUUUUGCUCAUGUCGUUGAAAUGGCCUUGUGUCUCUUUGGGAAUGCUCUCUAGAUUUGUGUUUCUUGCCUGUCUGGGAUCAUUGUUGGUGGAGGUACCGGGCUGCUCCCAAAUGAGCACUGAGGGCUGCAAGGGUUUCGCUGUUGAACAGCGUAGUCUACCUUCAUUAAGCUUUUUUCCUCUACUAGUCCAAACCCUUUGGCCUCAGGUUUCCUUCUGUUUCUUUGGUAUAAUACAAAUUAGCCUCUUUCUGCUUUUUUCCAUCUUUCCCAGCUUUGUGCUGCUUGUUUGCUCUUUGUUCCUGCGGCAGAGACCCCUGUGCUAAAUGUUCUCUUUGCUUCUGGUGCUACAAUGGUGACGGCUGAGGACCGCAUUUCUCUCUUUUAAAGUUGAACUCAGGGAUGAAACCAUUUGCGUCCUGCAGAAAGAUCUGCUCAGGUGACUGGUGAGAGAAGAUGAUCUUUCACUUUGCCUCCCAUCGGCAUGGAUGAAAUGUCCAAAUCCAAACAAAUCAGUCUUUUCCCCCCCCCCCAGACCUGAAGGGAACUGGGUAUACAUGGAGUCUUAGCUUAGUACUUCAUAUGUACUUUAUUUGGUUGCAGCCAUAUCUCUGGGGAUAGUGCUGUAAAUUGGGUGCAAAGGAGGGGCGGGUGUGUAAAUUGGGGGCAAAAUACAGUCCUGAGCAUCCUGGCGUUUGGCAGCAAUUUGUUUUCAAAAUUUCAGUGGUGGUAGGGCUACAAGGAAAGGAGAAAUCUAAAUUGCUUUCCUUUGGGAAGGAGACGCUAGGCAGAGACUGCACUCAUGAAGGAGACAUCAAGGUGCUUCUCAGCACUGGGCCACUGGUUCCAGACCAGGAGGUGACAAACAGAAUUUAAUCCUUGGGCUGCUCUGGUACUUUUAGCACUUGCACAUUUCAUGAGACCAAAGAUAACCAGCGGGGUGUAGAAAGGAGUCCUGUCUUGGUAGUGUAUUCGUGAAGUGCUCCUGACCUCCAGUGGUAUCUGACUCAGUGCAGUGUUUCUUUUAAGAUAAAGUGAGGGCUUUUUGCAGUCUCUGUUUUUGUUUUUAUUUUGAAGAUUACGAGUGGGUCCAGUUUGCAAGUGUCCGUGUCAGGCACUGCAGUACACACAGUCUGCUUUGUAGCAUCGCGUGCUACUCAAAUAAUGCUUCUGUGGGAAAACCAAUCUGUUCGAGCAGUCCCCUGGGAUACUCUGCUGAUGUCUUGCUAAGCAGAUUUGCAAGUGUAAUUACAGGCUUAGAAGGGAACUGAAAUGCUGCCUUAAAUGUCAAAUCCCAUUAAAAAUAUGGUUAUAAUACCACUGCCACUCAA